CAUAAACAGCCAUCCCAACCACAGCCCAGAACCCCCUGUAUCAACAGUCUUCAAAUGGGCAUAUGGUCUUCCUGAGUGAUUGAUCUCAUCAGUAAGCAAUCAUUUCUAGGGUUUGGGGGUGGGCGUAGAAUUGAACGAUGAAUUGUAUAGGGCUGCAAAAGGUAAGUUGCCAGCUAGGUCUGCUUUAGACUAGGGCCCCUCCUCCGUCUAACUGCAGCAUAGGCUCAGCCACGUUGGAGACAACCCCUGCCUGCAGCGCAGCCAUCUUUCCACUCCCCUUCCCCCCCUCCAUGCAUUUCAGGUAGCAGUUGAUUGCUACAUCAAUUGCAUUUCUGAAAUAAGUCUUUAAGCUGCACACCAAUGGUUCCUGCUAAUCGGAACUUUCCUGUGAACCAUCCUUAGCAUCUUUCUUAGCAGCUGCUGGUACCUAUGUCCUAGCAACUGCCUGGCAACCACAGUGCCUCCUUAGCAACCAUCCUCCCAUAGCAACUUUCAUAGUAACCAUUGUGAGAGGAGAUUAAGUUGAAGCCACCAAAGAGGGGAGGUUCUUUUUUCUGCCGCCCCCCCUCCACCCCUGAAGAGCGAUCACAUCCUCACCCCUACAAUCUCUACAUCUGUCCCUCUCUAAUUAUUUCAAGAGUGCAUUUUUCAUCUUGAUUGUGUGCCUGGCUUCUGAUGCCCCAGACAAAAAGGCCCAGGAUGGGAGGGGUGAUGGUGGUCAUGUUGGUGAUGGUAGACUUUUUAUAGGAGAGUUAUAAUUGGGAGACAAAACCAUGGAGUUGUGAGGGAUGAAGGAACCCAGAUGGGAAGUGGGAAGAUGGAAAAAGUCACAGACAAUGUUGGUGCAGAGAGAGAAAGAAAAAACAGCAAUUUUAAGAUGGAUUUUGUGGAAGGGAAAAUAAAAGAAUCCGGCACAAUAUGGGAACAUUUUAAUAAUAAACACAACAUUUCUGUGCAAUGCUAAAUAUUGCCUUAAAAUUGCUGGGGCCUGUGGUUUGCAAAUAUCUAAAAUAAACUAGAAGAGUAUGAAAGUUCACACACACACAAAAAAAGCCAUCAAACCCAAACCCACACUGAGAAAUGCAUAAGCUCAAAUGGAGUCAGAGAUUUUGCCAAAUGCCUGCCUUGAAUUUCCCAAAAAUAACAGCCUAAAUAUUUGAUAGUUUCUUGCUGAACCUCUUUUGGAAAAAAAUCUAUAGGCAAUCUAAGGAGCUUGUUGUGUUUUACUCUUCUCAUCUGCUUCUUUACAAGGAACGACCAAAAUAUUAUUGGUUAUUUUUGUAACAAAAUGCAUAACUUAUUUUCAGAAUUCUUGUGGGAGGUGAGGUUACAAAUCAUGAAAUAAGAUUUGCAACUUCACUAAUAAAGUUUGCAUCUGUUUUCCUCCUCAGAGGGUUUAUUUUCUGUAAGAGAAUAGGCCUUGAACAAUUUCCCUUUAUUAUCUAGAAAAGGAGAUUUAUUUAUACAUUACCUUGGCAAAUCAGGAAGUUGUGUUUUUUAUAGGAACGGAUUGUUACAUACAUUAUGUUCCUCAUUUUUUUUUAAAAAAAAACGUAAUUUAUUUUCCAUAUUGCCUUUUCAACCUAUACUUAUGGGCACCUGCUAGGAUGGGGGCGUAGAUUUAUAUUCUCUCUAAUAUUCAGAAUAAUGUGUAGAUCCCAUCCCAAUUGCAUCUGCAAAAAGACAUUGCGUUUCAUUGUCAAGGACAGAAGGGGGGGGAGAGAGAGAGUCGCUUUGCCAAACCACUGAAGGUUUUACAUUUUUUUUAAAAAAAGAACCUUUCACGAUAUCCUUCUAUUCUUAUUCAAGUUUUUCCUGGUUUGGUACCAGAAUUUAUUGCAAGAAAGGAACAGAGAAGAGAAACUACCUGGCAAUGGCAAUAGAUCUAUAGGUGACUUUCCAGACGGGUAUGUAGGUGGCGGAGCAAGAAGGAUCCAAUGCCUUUUCUUACGCAAAGAAAUUCAUUUUGGGCUCCCCUGUUUCUCUAUUCAAUGAGAGAAAAAGAGGGGUUCUGGGUUAAAGAGGCCUGACAUCAUGCUUCCUCUCAAAAAUAAUUUCACCGAAAGGAAAUAGUCCAUUGCAUUUCUCUUUCUAUAAGCGAAAAGGAAAGAGGGGGUCCAGAUAACACAGUUAAUCAGUUAUGCAGCAAGCAGGAGCAGACUGCAGAAAAGGCACAUUUCCAAAACACAAAUAGAAAAAGCCUAGGUUGCUUUGGAAAGGCAAAAGAGAAAAAUCCUACAGAACUAGCCCUUGCAAAGAAGCUACUGCAUUUUCAUUUGCUAAGCAGACUCCUAGCUCCACGGCUCCCUUGCCUGGCAGGAGAAGGAAAUAGCCAGACUAGGUAUUCUGCAGGUCUGAAGAAAUCCAAAAUGCGCUGUUUGGAAAAAGCAGGACCCAACAUGCCUCUUCUGCUGCUGCUGCUUUGCUCCCUGUCUCUUCUACAAGGCCUGCCUCUCUGGGAAAAUGAGGAUGCUACUCCGUCCCCGCUGUUGGAGGCCCUCUCAUCAGAGGCCAUGGAGGGACCCAAGGAGGAGGAAAUGGGGGUGUCAGCAGAGGUGCGGGGGUCCCCGUCCCCCAGUCCCGAAGGCCUCUCUGAAUUGCUGCAGGGGACACUGCUGAGAAAAGAGUUUUCUGGGGGCGAGGUGGUGGAAGAGCCAAUUCCUGGAGGACAGUCUUCUACUUUGUCCCCAUUCCAUCCUCCCAUCCAGCAUCUAGAUGGUGGGAUGGUCCUUGAGACCUCUGAGGCCACAGCCACCAGCCCCUCCCCGCUGACCACCGUUGCCCCUCCCACUGGCUUCCUACUCACCACCCCUCCAGCUUCAACAGCAGCCGCUUCACCCCGGUUGCCCUCUCCACCGGACGAGAUGGGUUCUGCCAACCGGCCCAUCUCGGCCACCACCACAGCCUUCAUCCCUGAAGGUGAGGAAGAGACAACCACCACCCUGAUUACUACGACGACUAUCACGACAGUUCACACCCCUGUGCUUUGCAACAACAACAUCACCGACAUUGAAGGCUAUGUUGAAUCUCCCGAUUACGCUGGUACUACCUUUUAUGGAGGCCUGGAUUGUACUUACACCAUUUCAGUGUAUGUGGGCUACGGCAUAGAAGUACAGGUGCAGACUCUGAACUUAUCCAAGGAGGAUUCACUAACUGUGGAAGGUCUGGGAGGAGAGAAGCCUAUUGUCUUGGCCAAUGAGUCAUUGAUGGUUGAGGGGCAAGUGAUCCGUAGCCCAACCAAUCAGGUCCUGAUUCAUUUCCAGAGCUACCACACCACCACCCCUGGUGUCUUCAGAUUCCACUACCAGGCUUUCCUGCUCAGCUGUGGCUUCCCCAGUAGGCCAGAAAAUGGGGAUGUCAUGGUAACCGAUCUCCAUCCAGGGGGCUCUGCCACUUUCAAAUGUGAGUCAGGUUUCCAGUUGAGGGGUGAAGAGAUACUCAUUUGCCUCAACGUCAGCCGCCCUCUAUGGAGUGGCACCAGCCCUGCAUGUGUGGCUUCCUGUGGAGGAACAGUUCACAACGCCACUCGUGGACGCAUUGUGGCUCCAGAGGCCCCAGGAGGACCACGUGGUCGGAACCUGACCUGCCGCUGGUUGGUGGAAGCACCUGAAGGCCAGAGGCUCCAUCUACACUUUGAAAGAGUGGCGCUGGAUGAGGAUAAUGACAAGCUGAUGAUCCGCAGUGGGAGUAGCACUUUCUCCCCUAUCAUUUAUGAUUCUGACAUGGAUGAUGUCCCAGAACGGGGAUUGCUAAGUGAUGCUCAGUCCCUCAUUGUUGAAUUGGUCAGUGAGGGACCCGCUAUGCCCCUCAUCCUUAGCCUGCGCUACGAAGCUUUUGAUGAAGAUCGAUGCUAUGAACCGUUCCUGGCCCAUGGAAAUUUCAGCACAUCAGACCCUCUGUAUCGUACAGGGACCAUUGUAGAGUUUGCUUGCAGUGCAGGAUACAUGCUUGAGCAGGGUCCUUCGGCCAUUGAAUGCAUUGAUUCAAGAGACCCCCGCUGGAAUGAAAGCGAGCCCACCUGCAAAGCAUUGUGUGGUGGGGAGCUCUCUGAGCCAACAGGUGUUGUACUUUCUCCUGACUGGCCCCAGUCUUAUGGAAAAGGUCAAGACUGCGUAUGGGGCAUCCGGGUGCAGGAGGAGAAGAGGGUGCUGCUAGACAUUGAGAUCCUCAACAUCCGCAAGUCUGAUGUGUUGACUGUUUUUGAUGGAGGGGACUUAACCGCACGGAUCCUUGGCCAGUACCUGGGUCCCCAUCCACGGUUCAGCAUUUACUCUUCAGGCCCAGCAGUCACCCUGCAGUUCCAGUCAGACCCUGGUGACCCCCUUUUUGGUCUCAGCCAAGGGUUCCUGGUGCACUAUAAGGAGGUUCCUCAAAAUGACACUUGUCCUGAGCUGCCAGAGGUGGAAUUUGGUUGGCGUACAGCUUCUCAUACCGCUGUUAUCCGUGGCACAGUCGUAACCUACCAAUGUGAGCCAGGCUAUGAUAUUGUGGGAUCUGAUAUUCUCACCUGCCAGUGGGAUCUAUCAUGGAGCAACAGCCCUCCUACUUGUCAGAAAAUUAUAAAUUGUGCUGAUCCUGGAGAGAUUAGCAACGGCAAACGAAGCGUCUCAGACCGACAUUUCUCCAUCGGCUCUCAUGUCCAGUACUUCUGCCAUGAAGGCUACGUAGUGGAAGGGAGCAACACGCUCACCUGCUACAACCGGGAUACGGGCACCCCUAAAUGGAGCGACCGGGUCCCGAAGUGUGUCUUGAAAUAUGAGCCUUGUCUGAACCCCGGAGUUCCAGAGAAUGGGUAUCAAACGCUUUACAAGCAUCACUACCAAGCAGGGGAAUCCCUGCGCUUCUUCUGCUAUGAGGGCUUUGAGCUUAUAGGGGAAGUGACGAUCACCUGCAUACCAGGACAUCCAUCCCAAUGGACCAGCCAGCCACCCCUCUGCAAAGUCACCCAGACCACGGAUCCUUCCCACCAGAUGGAAGGUGGCAACAUUGCCCUGGCAAUCUUCCUCCCCAUGAUUCUUGUCAUCCUGCUGAUUGGAGGCAUCUACAUCUACUACACUAAAUUCCAAGGAAAAACUCUCUUUGGCUUCUCCUUUUCCAGCUCUCACAGCUACAGCCCUAUCACUGUGGAAUCUGAUUUCAACAAUCCUCUCUACGAGGCUGGGGACACCAGAGAAUACGAAGUUUCCAUUUAGAAGAUGUUAUGAGAUCUGCCAUUCUUCUCCCAAACCCAGCAAGGUCUAGGAGCAGCGACUGAGAAUGAUUCCUGAUUUGGAGGGAAUAGUGGAAGGUGGUUAUUGGGAGGGGGCAAAGGGAAAAUGGAGGGGAGAGAAGGAGUUUAUCCUUUCUACCCCACAAAUUCAGCUUUAUCUCUUCUUCUCCAUGUUGCUGCCUGACUGUCCACUCUCAGCUUUGGACCACUCCCUUCUCCCGUGUAAAUACCCUCUUCAAUGUGCCAAAUGUGUUUCUCACACACACACACACACAAAUACACUCACAGUGUUAUUAUUAUUCUGCUUUAUCUGUUCAUUUUAUUUCUCUAUUUAUUUAUUAUGUUAUACUUUUCCUCUUCCUUCAUUUUAAUGACCACUUCCCAUGUGGUUGAAAAAGGAGGAGAGAAUUCAUCCCUUCUUCCAUACUUUAUCACUCACUCUGUUUUUAAGGAAGUGGGCCUGAGUUCUAAAAGGUGCUGCUAUUGGAAAAAGUAUCUCUGUAAACAAGGUUUUACAGUAGGAUCACUAAACCGCAAUACAUGUGGCUUACCACUAGGAGAUAUAUUUAAUCUUAAAAUCAGUGGCAAAUGGAUGAGGGCAACAGAAAAAGCCAAAUACUGAGAGACAUUAGAAAAGAUAUCGAUCCCUAAUUCUUAAUGUGGAAGCAAGUCUCAUGUUGUUCAGAAGAAUUUACUUUCAUAAAAUUGGGAAUACAUUAGAUAACCAUGGAAAUAUAAGCAGGGUGAUAGAACCAUUGACUUUAGCUGUUCAGAUUAUACACCAUCAGAGUUUUACAAGUUCUGGGUGCUGCAACAUGCCCAAUCAGAAAGGAACCAGGCUUCAAUUUUAACGGAUUUGUGGGAUAUAAUAGACAUAUUGGAUGUAAUAGAUACACUUUCUCCUCUAUAUUACAGAACACCAAUACCUCCAGGAAUAGAUUGUCAGGUGUUAUAGGGGCUGUUGAAAUAAUCUACAAUGACAAAACAAUGUAAUUGUUUUACCAGAUUUAGCUGUAUUUUCCUUUUUCGUACCAUUAAUUUAUUUGGCUUAAUGCUUCUUACGCCUGUUCUAUGCUUUGCCUAAUGUUACUUACCCCCAAAAUGGAACAGUGUGAUGGGCAUAUAUGUAUGUAUGUAUAUAUGUUUGUACAACCCCAGGAUUAGGGUUGACACCCAGAUAAGCACACGCAGGGGUGCUGCCUAUGAAGGGCUUUCUACUUAUAUUUUAGUUGUUCUUCCUCUAAUUUUCUAAUAUUUAAUCCCACCUCUCUGAAAGCAAAAAUAGUAAUAAUAGUAAAAGAAAGCCAACAUAAUGUAGGUCUUGAAAAAAGAGGCUUGGUAGAACUUCAAUGAGCAAGCUUGGUUUUUUUGUAGACUGGAAGACAUGGACAACCCAUCGUCAAUAAAUUCAUUACUUAUUUGUUUGUUAGGCAGUUUAUCCCUUCCUUUCUGCCUGGCACAGCUUUCAUAGCACUUCCUCCUCUGAUUUUUCCCUAGAAAAACUUUGUGAUGUUGAUUCAACUGGGAUAAAAAUGAGAGAAGGGGAGUCAACUUCAUCCAGUCAACUUCCAUGACUGCAGGUGGACUUGAAUCUGAUCUCCAUGAUCCUUGUCCAACCCUUUUACCAUUAGACCACAUUGGCCCUUUAUUUACCAUAUUUUUUAGCAGUACAGAAUGGCUGUGCGGAAUCACUUUAGUUUUACAUUUGAGACUCAAAUAUAUUAAGGGUUGUCUCUAGUUCUACACAAAACUAGAAGACAUCCUAGUACAGAUAAUACAUCUUGUUUAGCUAUUGUGACUACUAAAAAUUAAUUUUAACAGUCCCCAAAUAUUUGGAGGAAUAAUUGGUAAACUCUUUUGAUUCAAGUUCCUCUGGACCUAUUUCCCAUGAAAUUCAUAUGGCUCUUUAGAUAUGGAGCAAAGCCCUUGAAUAAUAAAACACUGGUCUCUAAUGACUAGGAUCCAUAUAACUUUUAAAAGAUAAAAGUUGCAUCUGAUAAUUUUAUGUUGCUUUCAAAGUUAACAUUAUUAAUUUUACAUAUGCUUAUAAGGACCAUAUUUAUUACUUUUUAAUUGUACUCUGCAGCCCUUUUAAAAUAAAGAAAGUGUAUAUUUUUCCCAUUUGUCUAAUGUACUGACCCAAAUGAUAUAAUAGUGGAGGUUUUGCAGCCUCUGAUUCAUCCCAGUAUCAUCUGAAUGAUUAAAAAAAAAUAGUAGUAUAAUUAUGUCUAGAAAAGAUCAAUUUUCCUACUUCACAGAAUCCAAACAAGAAAAGAACAUGCCUGCUUAGUAUUAGACAAUUGCUUUAAGGAUUAAAUAGUAUUUCAGGAUAUAAACAGUUUAUUGACAGCCUCUCUCGAAUUAACAACACAGAAAGCCACUGACUGCCUUGAAUUUUCUUCAGGAUGCUGAAGUUUUGUGUGGCUCUUUCUUUUAAGUAUGACAACAAGAAAGACCCUUAGUGCCAAAAUGUAUGAAAAUAACACUUUUAAAGCUGUUCAAGAGACCUCAUCUCUUGAAGAUACCCUCUUUUAGGACAAGAGAGCAUCUGAAUGGAAUCGCAAUACUCAUCUCCCACACGGUAAAGUCUGUAGGAGAUGAGAAUAUCGUACCUAAAGCCACCCAAUUACUGCCAGUAUGGAGCUGGGCAUAAAAAUAUUACUUUCCAGUCUUUCUCCUAUCCCAAAUAGUGAAACUGACUUGUUAUAUCAACUCUUUCCUGGUGGCCAGUCUAGUAUUUUGGAAGAAGGUGAAAAGUAAUAUUUACUCCAGUUUUGUAGAUAUCCUUCCUCUUUAUCAUGCUAGGAGGACAGUCCUGACGCAUUCCCCCAAAUGACAGUGCAAUUUCUGGGGAAUGCUCUCCUUUGCAUUCUUACCAUUUAUAAUUUUAUUUUUUAUUUGUUGGCCUUUGGUUACUUUCCCCCCACUCCUUCUCAUUUGCUUUUAUUUUGGAGCAAUAAAUAAAGUCCAUCAUUU
Crotalus tigris (Tiger rattlesnake) is the source of this 8185-nucleotide messenger RNA. It is a transcript of the gene SEZ6L2, whose product is annotated as seizure related 6 homolog like 2. Gene Ontology annotation, biological process: synapse maturation. Lineage: Eukaryota; Metazoa; Chordata; Lepidosauria; Squamata; Viperidae. The record is from RefSeq and is a predicted model, not a curated record. The coding region runs from base 2370 to 5192 and encodes 940 amino acids. The transcript is spliced from 17 exons. Gene Ontology annotation, cellular component: endoplasmic reticulum; neuronal cell body.